CCUCUGCCUUACUUUUGAAGGAAUUGGCUGAAGAGGAUCAUUCUGCUUACAGAAAUAUUAUGCGCAUAUCACAGACGAAGUUUGAUGAACUUCUUCAGAUGGUUAGCCCAGCAAUUACCAAAAUAAAUACCCCAAUGAGAAAUGCAAUUCCAAGUAACACAAAACUUGAAAUAACACUACGUUACUUAGCGAGUGGUGACAGCCUGAUGACUUUGGAGUAUUUAUUCAGAGUUCCUCACAAUACAAUAUCUACGUUUUUACCUGAAGUAUUGAUAGCAAUUUACAAUACUUUGUCAACAUUCAUCAAGGUUCCUGAUACUAUAGAAGAGUGGCGAUCUAUCCAGAAAUCAUUUGAAACAAAGUGGAACUUUCCCAAUUGCUGUGGGGCUCUUGAUGGAAAGCAUAUUGCCAUCAUUCGCCCUCCAAACAGUACAUCCACAUUUUACAAUUACAAGGGAUUCUACAGUAUCGUUUUGUUUGCAAUGGUAGAUGCCGAUUACUGCUUCAGAUACAUCGAUGUAGGAAGUGAUGGAAGAGCUUCAGAUAGUACAAUAUUCAAAGUUUCUACUUUGAAUAUUGCACUUGAAAAAAAUUUGCUCAAUUGGCAGGAGGGUGGUCUUUGUGUAGGAGAUGAUGCUUUCCCACUUCGAACAAACAUAUUGAAGCCUUUUAGUCACAGACAUUUGUCAUUGGAAGAAAAAAUUUUUAAUUAUC
Messenger RNA from Myzus persicae (green peach aphid), 714 nucleotides. Its product is annotated as protein ANTAGONIST OF LIKE HETEROCHROMATIN PROTEIN 1-like. The record is from RefSeq and is a predicted model, not a curated record. The annotation marks the transcript as partial. Lineage: Eukaryota; Metazoa; Arthropoda; Insecta; Hemiptera; Aphididae. The transcript has 2 exons.